Molecule: messenger RNA, 201 nt
Organism: Eimeria tenella
Lineage: Eukaryota; Apicomplexa; Conoidasida; Eucoccidiorida; Eimeriidae
Exons: 1
Coding region: 1-201 (66 amino acids)
Source: RefSeq, a predicted model, not a curated record
AUGCAGCUGAAGACAAUCGGGGAAAUAAACGCACACCCACCGGUUUUUGGCAGCAGCAGCAGCAGCAGCAGCGGGAGUAGUAGCAGCAGCAGUCUCAGCGAGAGCAGCAGCAGCAGCAGCAGCGGCGGAAGCAGCGGCAGCAGCAACAGCGGGAGCAGCAGCAGCAGCGCCUCCGGCAGACGAGCUGCCGCAGCAGCGUAG